Molecule: messenger RNA, 4503 nt
Organism: Cavenderia fasciculata
Lineage: Eukaryota; Evosea; Eumycetozoa; Acytosteliales; Cavenderiaceae
Exons: 1
Coding region: 1-4503 (1500 amino acids)
Cellular component (GO): peroxisome
Source: RefSeq, a predicted model, not a curated record
AUGGAAGAUGUCGAGUUUAUCAAACCACCUCAUGUCAUCCCGACUAUCGCCACCAUCAAACUACCGGCACUUGUCGGUGACUAUAUGUUUAUUCAAUUGGUUAAACAAAACUUUUUACAGUUCCUUACACUUAUGCAUCUUACUACUGGCAGCGGUAGCGGUGGAAGUGGAAGUGGUCCAAAUCCACUAUCAUCAUCAAUGGUCAUGAGUAAAAGUGAUGAUAGUGCUUUGGCACCACAAACACACCAUCAUCAACCUGGUGAAGGACUGAUAUCACAACACCGUACACUCAGCAGUACAAUGGAAAUCCCAAUGUCAUCGUCCAUGUUGAGAGGAGGAGGAGGUGAAACAAACGCAGCAGCAGGAGACAAAUACGAGAUAAAACCAUCAGACUAUACAUUUAUCUAUAAUUUCGUUGCAUCGUCCUCUAGUCAAUCGGCACUCUCGUCGAUUGGUCAGGGUAUAGCUACCAUUACACUUGGAUGUGCAGUCAGUGAGAAUCUGAUUCAAGAAAACGAGUCUGAUGUGCCAUCGACAGCUGUCCCCGUCACCUAUAUUCCAAUGACACUAUCAUCAAAUGCAGACUCUUCAAGAAAACUAGAACUCAUUGAAAAGCUCUUGUCUGGUGUACAAGUAUUGGAAGUUAAAAAGGAGAGGGAGAACUCUUCCUCUUCACCCACUCCACUCUCCAAAUCAACGAUGUCUAGUUCCUCUUCGUUGGAUCAGCCCCAGUUCUUUGAUCAUAUUCAACUAAAGAUUUGGUGUAGAGGUUCUAUUAAUGCACAAGCAUUGGUUGAUAAGUUGACACUAUCCAUCAACCAAACUCUUACCGAGUACUUGAUGGAAACAGUUAUCUCACAAACCAUUGUCACUCCAUCAUCGCUCCAAUCAGAGUAUCUCACUCCUGUUGAAAGAGUCAUGGCAACUGGUAGAUCUCUCUCGACCACAUCAAUGAACGAGAUAAAGUUACCAGGUCAAUUCCAUCUUCCAACCUAUGCUACCAAUGAUUUCCUACUAGAUGUCAAAGAUUUAAUUAAUGAUAUCAAUUCCAAGAUGCAUCCAUCUCUAUGGUACACUGAACAACAAACAACAAAUGAAAAUGAUGAAAAGAAACCACCUCUUGUUAAAUAUUCUCCAAAGAGAUCUCAACAACCAUCCACUACUGCCACUGGAGUAGCCACUGCUGCGACUCCCUCUACUACCAACAUUUCAGAUUCAACCAUAUCUAUUCCAAUUGUUUCAGUAGAACAACCCAAUAAUAAUAAUAAUGGAUUAGGAUCAAGUAGUCAAAGUACAUUGGAUGAAGAUAGUAAUAGAAUCAAUUUGUUAAACAAACAUAAUUAUCAAUUAUUGGUGAUUGGUGGAAAGAAUAUUCAAGAACCAGUUGUAGAAAAUACAACAACAACAACAACAAUGGAAUUACAGUUACAACAUCAGAUUAUUCAAUCAGAGACAACUACUACAACUACAACCACGGUUGUUUCGGCAUCGAUGACUGAUAUUGCAUCUGGAUUGAUGACAUUUACCGAAGAAUCAAUCUCUUCAACCUCUUCCAUCAUCUCUUCUAUCACUGGUAGUACCAAUGCUAUUGUCAAGGGACCACCUUCUUCUUCCUCACAACAAUCUGUCAUCUCGGACGAUUAUUUGUAUUAUCCACACAUCAAGGAUCCCCAACUUGUCCAACCUAUCCACCGUACAUGUUCUAUUAUCGCUACGAUCAAAGCAAACCAAUUCUAUAUACACACUUAUAAUUGGAGUCAGUCUAAAUUGGAUCUUUUGCAAGCCGGUCUCAAUCGUAUACAAACUUGGAAGGCAUUACGUCGAACACUGCUCAACAAUGUGCUCCACCAAAAGAUGGGAUUAUUCAAUCACGUUCAACCACACUUUGUCAACCAAACCAUUAGUUCCUUUUUCCCCGAUGCCAGAAGCCAGUCUAUUGUUAGAUACACCUAUGAAAAUGUUGACUUGUUUGUUAAUUAUCCAUCUACUCCAAAGAAGCUUCCUUAUUCUCUUGUAGGUAACAACCCUCCUCCUGCCAGUGCACCAAGAGGAAUGAUUAAAUCAUCUUCUUUGACUGCCACUCCCGCUGCUCUUGGUUUACCAACUCCUACAACUCCCAUGACCAGUGCUGCUCCUACGACGAAUACCACUACAAGUACGACGACACCUGCAAAUAAUAAUACACCUGCUACUGCUGCUACGUCGACAACCACAACUACCUCGACUGGAAACAAGAGUAAUUCUUCAACACCAGCCAAUCCAACAACUACAACUACACCAUCAUCCAAUCAACCAACGGCCAAAAAGUCAUUACCAGAAUUUGACACUAUUCUACGUGACAAUAGUAUUCAAAACACUCAACUAUUACAGCAACCAACUGUACUACCAAUCAUUGCUGAUCCAGUACAACGAUAUGUAGGCCAGAUCAAAGCAUUGGCCAAUCAAGUUGAAAAGGCUGCAGAGGCCAAAGCAUUGUUUUCACAGGCACGUUCAUUCUUUGUCGAUACUGAUAAAUCACCAUCCAAACAUCACCUCGAGAGUAUCAUUAAAAUGUCUAGAUUGGUGCACUUUAGAUGUGUACCGUUCCUCUAUGACGAGUAUCUUGAUGGAAGUCAUUCGUCGAGAGAACAAAUCGGUAAUCAACAGACAGCCAAUAACCCACCACAUUUAAUCUCACCAGCGUUGGUUGGUAUUGUUCAUGCACCACUCAAAGGCAAUGCUCUGCCCUAUCUGGUCAUGUCUGAAAGAUCACUCACGAGUCAGGGUGACUGGAAGGGCAAGACAAUGGAGUUUUUCCUGGGAGAGUACAUUCACUACAUGGAAAAGAUGUUGCAAAGUGCCAAGAUCAUCAUCACCAUCAACAAUGAUGAAGCAGACACUCGAAACGAGUACAUUGCCACUGCCAAACGAUCGUUGCGUGCCUAUCUCCAGCAAACGUUCAAGGGUGGAUCGCUUCUCAUCAAGAUUGGGUUCCGUGACUUGUCAGUGACGUGUGAAUUGUUUGCCGUGCUGCAACCAACCGCCCAAGGCAGCAAUCUGCAAACAACCACCAAGAAUCUGAGCAAUAUGUUUGCCGAAGAGUAUGGCAGAUUCACACACGAACUGCAUCUCAACUCGUUUGUCUAUGACUUUCACAUACGCCAGAUCUAUGACUUUUUGCACAACAAUCACAUCUAUUACUCACCACAUCAAAAGGAUAGAGCAGGAGAGUCACCAAGAGUUAACAAUGUGUCGUCGUCUGCCCCUGCUUCACCCCUCCACCACGAACCACAAGUAUCACCACCGGCCAAAUACUUUGUCGAGAUGAUGCAGUCGUUGUCGCGAUACUAUCCCAAGCCUCCAGCACAUGCCUUUGGCCAUCUACAUCAAUCGAUCAUGUCGUUGGGUGUGUCAAUCGAGCCAAUCUAUUUGUUUGAGUAUUUGACCAAGAGUGUACAACACUAUCAAAUCUCACAUCUCGAUGAAAAAGGUAUCUUCCCGGCACUUUUCUUUUCGAUUCCUGGUGGUACAACGUCUCCAGACUCAGGAUCACCAUCCUUUACAUGGGAUGUUGUUGUAUUUUGUUUGAAUACUAAACAACAAGAUGAAGAUGGCCAAGACCAAAAGGAUAUGUUGAAGCUGUCCAACAACUCUACAACAGUCAUUCCAUCCCUCAUUAUGGAGGAUUCAAAAUACCAAAUUCAACUCCAAUACAUUAUUAUAAAGACAGCGACCGAUACUACAUUCCCACGUCUCGACCAUUUUUCACCGCUUCAUCCUGUAAAUAACCAACACCUCACAAUGCCAAGUAGUAGUAGUAAUACCUCUAGCACUAAACAACACCAACAACAGUCUUGGAACUCUAAUCCAAACCUAUCACCACUACCGCCCAAACACCACAAAGAGUCUCAGUCACAUGCUCCAUCUGCACAUCAUGUGAUGAACCCCAAAUCAGUCGAUCAUAUUGAACGAGCCAACAAACAAAUGAGCAUCAACGAGGAAUGGGUACGUACCAAACUCUCCAAGAUUAUUACAAAGGCCAGUAUCAACUUUCAACGUGAUCGUCUCUGGAACAAACUUUUACGUGGAAAUCCAUACGAACCUGCUCUUACCAUUGCCGAGUUUAGCCAGUUCACACAUUUGGUCAAGAGAAAAUCAAUCAAGACCAUGGAUAUUGACCUAGUCUCACCCAAUAUCAAUCUAUUCCAAAAUAUGGGUCAUGUAUGGGUUGGGUUAUGUUCCUAUCUCGUCAAGACGUGUGGUGAUCGUAUUCGUCAACUUCACAAUGACGCAGAUAAACAUCUCUUCAUUCUCAACCCAAAUGUAGACUGUCUCAUGUUGGAAUUGGUAUACAAUGAACGUGAAAAGGAAUCAGAUGCCUUUGUAUGUCGUAAAGAAGGUGCCAACAAUUGUAAUCUAGAAGAAAUUGAUGAACAAGAAUUUUUACAUGCCUCUCAACUUGUCAAUACUCUCUGUCAUUAUUUGUGGACUGAAUUACUCAAAUCCAAUAACACUUAUAUUUAA